ACACGUGACAAAACACAACACUGUAUCCGUGAAAGUGUUUGUUUUUAUUCAUGUUGAGGGUCUCUUAUUGUUACACACUAUAUUAGUAGGUCAAUAUUCAUACGUGUUUUAUUUCUAUGUCUAAAUGACAUCAUGCCAACAUGUGUGUGUGUGUGUGUGUGUGUGUGUGUGUGUGUGUGUGUGUGUGUGUGUGUGUGUGUGUGUGUGUGUGUGUGCGUGCGUGCGCGCGCGUGUGUGUUCUAUUCUUGUGGAUGCACAUCACGUUAAUUCACGUAACGCUGAAGUUCAAAGCCCUUAAUUCAUGACGUCACAUGAUGCAAAAGUUUGUGUACCCCGUCACAUUUUUUCUUGAUUACACCUCACAGCGAGCACCAUAAGAGUGCUGUGUGUGUGUGUGUGUGUGUGUGUGUGUGUGUGUGUGUGUGUGUGUGUGUGUGUGUGUGUGUGUGUGUGUGAGUGUGAGUGUGUGUGUGUGUGUGAUGCCAUGGGGAGAGACGCGCUUAGCUGCUCACAGCAUCAUCACACAGCGCUUGUUGUAACAACAGCUGUUUCCAAGGGAAGUUAAAAUACACACACACACACACACACACACACACACACACACACACACACACACACACACACACGGUCAGGGGGAGGAUUAGAUCCUCACAACAUCGAUCAGCUGUUUCACAGAUAAAGCUCUGAAGCCGGAUUUGGGUGUGUGGAGAUGUCCAGCCGUCAUGGUGUGUCUCCGGUCUCUGAGCUGUCUGUCUGCAUGCAGAGUCUCCGGUGUGAAGACAGUUCGACCCCCCAGAGACACCUUGAUCUGACGCCGGAGCUUAGCAGCACAGACAGGAGGCAACUGUCAGGGCAGCACACACCAACAGUGAGCAGCAGGAGGAUGAGGAGAUACAGAGGAGUGUCGUCACCUGAACAGACCCCCAACACGCGUGGACCACGUCCAUGCAGCCUGAGACGUGAGGACGAUGAAGGUGCUGAGGACAACAAGGAGAACUCCAGCGUGCGGAAGAGAGUGAGAGUGAGACUGUUCAGCUCGUCCAGUCCUGAAGAUCAGCUGCAGUCUGGGAAAAGAAGUAAGAGGAAAUCCCUCUCUUCACCAGCAGAGGGCGAACAUGAGACGCCUGAUCCAGAGUCACUGAUGCUGUUCCAGAGGCUGAGAUCCAGGAGAAAUCCAUCACACACACUCAUCCCCUUCAGUGCUGUCACUGAUCACUGCCUCAUAGGAGACUUUAGCAAUCAUCACGUGCUUCCUGUGGAGAAGGUGAACCAUCAGGAUCUUCGUUGUGUUUCAGCUCAAACAGUGUCGUCUCUGAUCAGAGGUCAUUUCAGUGCUGUGGUGGAAGACUUCCUCAUCAUCGACUGCCGUUACCCAUACGAGUACCACGGCGGUCACAUUAAGGGAGCAGUGAACCUGUACACCAAGUAUCAGAUCCACCAGGCUUUUCUCCAGAGCUUAUCCACCACACAGGUGUCUCCAGCUGCCCAUCGUGCCCCAGGAGAGGCUUCAGUGCUCACAUGGGGCAGCAGAGGGGUGACACCGGGGUCUGGGGGUCCAGCAGCAAUGGGAUCUGGAGGUCCUAAAGGAACAUCACCCAGAAAACUCAUAGUGUUUCACUGUGAGUUCUCAUCAGAGAGAGGACCACGGCUUUGUCAGUAUCUGAGAGAGUUGGAUCGUGCAGCAAAUAUUCAGACGUACCCUCAUUUACUGUACCCUGAACUGUACCUACUGCAGGGGGGCUACAAGAGCUUCUACUCCCUCCGUCCGGAGCUGUGUGAACCACAUGGAUACAUCCCCAUGCGUCACAGGGAUUUCAGAGAACAAUUUCGGUGUUUCAGCAGGAAAAGGCACCAGUAUUGUCGCAGACGUCCAAUCAGAGCGCAGUUAGGGUGACGUGAUGUGCUGAUAAAAUGUAAACAUCAUGAUUUAAUAAAGUGAAACACUUUUCUAAGGUAUCACAGCUAUAAUAAUUAAUUAAUUAAAAAAAUUCAUUUACAAAUGAUGUUUUUCCACAGAUUUAUUUUCACUGCUGAUCAUUUAGAAAACUUACACACAGAUGUAGCAGCUUAUAUUGCUUUAAAUAUUGUUUUAUAAGUCUUCUUUUAUUUUCUCCAUCAAUUCAUUCUAUUAAAACUUUGUUUAAUAAAACAUAAAUAAUAAUGUAAUAAUAAUAAUAAUAAUAAUCAUAAAUUCUCAUAAAUAUUAGUUUUUAUAUGUAUAAUCUGAUGUAUAUGAUUGUAUUUUCAUGAGAACUUGCUGCUGUAUGAUUUAUAAUAAAUGUAUUUAUAUGAUAUAUGGUUUUAAAUUAACAUGUAAUAGUGCG
Molecule: messenger RNA, 2324 nt
Organism: Tachysurus fulvidraco (yellow catfish)
Lineage: Eukaryota; Metazoa; Chordata; Actinopteri; Siluriformes; Bagridae
Gene: cdc25d
Product: cell division cycle 25 homolog d
Exons: 13
Coding region: 710-1894 (394 amino acids)
Biological process (GO): G2/M transition of mitotic cell cycle; positive regulation of G2/M transition of mitotic cell cycle; positive regulation of G2/MI transition of meiotic cell cycle
Cellular component (GO): cytoplasm; nucleus
Molecular function (GO): protein tyrosine phosphatase activity
Source: RefSeq, a predicted model, not a curated record